UUUUGGAACAACAUUCUGCUAUUGGCUGUCCGGAGACUUUUACCUGAAGGUGGGAGUGCCUAUAGCCGAGAUUAGACUUCGCCUUCCUCCGGGCUUCGGGAGAAUCGGACGAAGUGUCCGACUCGGAAAUAAAACUAAUUGUCUAUCGUCUCGGACUGGGAUCAUGGAGUCUAUCACCUCGUGGAGUCCGGAGAGAGUAAGCGAUUGGCUCAAAGGCCUGGGUUCUCCCCUGCAGCAGUACCCCUUCUCUGAUUGGCAGCUGUGUGGGCUGGACCUGCUGCAGCUGUCCUAUCAGGAGCUGGAGCAGCUGGGGGUGCAGAAGAUUGGGCACCAGGAGCUGAUCCUGGAGGCCGUAGAGAAGCUGUGCUCCCUGAUGUACGGCACGGGCAGCGAGAAUCUGCGCGGCCACACGGAGGGCCUGCGCGGCGUGGCGCACUCCAUGCAGAUGGGCCUGCAGAGCCGCUGGAGGGUCAACACGUACGACGGGCGGAGCGCCACCAAGCUGCCCGCCGAGGUACUGCAGUCCGUGCUCAACCUCAUCACCGCCGCCAAGGGGCUGUUCUCUCUGCUCAACAGGUACCUGUUCUCCCAGCUGAGUGGCUUCACGGCGAGCAGAGACAUCAUCACACACUGCAGGGAGCUGGGGACAACUGUGCACAAGGAUAUCACGGUGUAUGAGAAAGAGAAGGACAUCAUCUCGAUCUGCCGUCGGCUGGUGGCCAUCUGUGAUGAGAUCCUGAGCAGCACGCCCGAGUCUCUCCUCAACCACACCGCCCAUCUGGAGAGCGUGGACCUCAUCCCCGCCAAUCCAGGAGACCAGCUGGGAAUAGAGAUCACCUCCACAGGUUCCAGCUCCCACUUUGUCACCGGCACUGCAGCCGAGUCACCCGCCGGGUUCUGUGAGAAAAUCCUGGCCGGAGACGAAGUGGUCCAGGUCAACGAUCAGAUAGUGCAGGUGGGCUGGAGCAGGGUGAACCUGGUGAAGAAGCUACAGGAGAACCCCAGCGGAGUCACGCUCGUGCUGAAGAAGGUUCCGGUCUCCGUGAAGCGACGGCAGAGGGCUCCCGAGGAGCAACAGGAGCAGGAGGAGCAGGAGGAGCAGGAGGGGAAGGGGGAGAAGGAGGAGAGGCAUUCCAUUCUCGGGAGAGUCGCCGCCUCCGUGCGUUCGCUAUCCUUCAGGACAGCGGUCCACAGCCAGGACAGUAAGCGGCUGAUGGGUCAAGAAGAGUCUGACCUCGUCUGCAACAGUCUCAGCGAGGCAGGGGCCCAGACCUACACUUCUACUGCCGACCACCAGGGGGCAGAGCGCGAGGAUUCCGAGGACGCUGCUUCACAAGACUCCAGCGGCCCUGGAGCAGCUUCCCCUAGCAACCUGUUGUCACGGAGACUAGAGGCCGGGAGGCCCAGUAUCAUCUCCUGCCCCGAGAUGGCCGGCCAUCGGGAGGAGAGAGCCUCGAAGAAGGGAAAUGCAAAAGGCGGGCGGACCAGCCGGCGCCGGGUGUCGUGCCGGGAGCUGGGCCGGGCCGACUGCGACGGCUGGCUCUGGAAGAAGAAGAAAGACAGCGGAGUGUUCGUGGCCCAGAAGUGGCAGCGGUUCUGGUUCGUGCUGAAGGGCCCGUCCCUGUACUGGUACACCGGCCAACAGGAAGAAAAAGCUCACGGCCUGCUCAAGAUCUGCAGCUACAACAUUGAGAGUGCAGGGGAACACAAGAGGAAAUAUGUGUUCAAAAUGUGCCACAAGCGAUUCCAGGCGUUCAUUUUCGCCGCGGACAACGUCAACGACAUGAGCAAGUGGAUAAAGUGCUUACUUACAGCGAUACAGAAGUACAGGAAGAGCGAUAAGAGUCCACCAGACAGUGAGGAAGAGUGCUGCAGUGAGACUGAACCUGAGGAUGAAGGAUCUCACUCACCGCACUCACCCAGGAAUACAAAGAACCAGAGCAACACCCUGCCCAGAACCAAGGGUAAGAAGAUCAAGGAGCCCAUUGGGAGUGCAACUGUCUCCCCCACCACCGGGGGCAGCAGACCAGCUGAUGAGAUGGGGGUGCUGUUUCAGCGGCUGCGGGAGGAUGGGGUAUCCCCGAUGGGCCACGAGCAGCCCACCACACACGCUCAGUUCCGCAAGUCCUUCAUCCGCCGCAACAAGAACCCGGUCAUCAACGAGAAGGUGCACGCUCUCCGAGCUCUGCAGAGCACGCUGAAGGCGAAAGAGGUGGAGCUGCAGCUGAUAAACCGGGUGCUGGAGGACCCGGCGCUGACCUCGUCCAAGUUCUGCGACUGGAAGGAGACCAACGAGCACCUGCUGCAGGAGAUCGAGAGACUGGCGGCGGAACGGGCCAGUUCGGCGACCCGGGCGGUCGCCACGGAGACGGGCGCCAAGGGCGACGAGGCGGCGGGACUGAGGCUGAGCGUCGGCGAGCAGCUGGUGGACGCGGAACUUUCCGGCUCCGCCUCUCCGGCGGAAACGGAACGCCCGCAGAACCCGGUCUCCACGGCAACGGACAAUUACUUCUUCAUAUGAGACGCCAGGGCACAGCUGGGGUGAUAAACUCCAGUCCAGGAGGGGGCGCUGCGUCUGAAGGUUUAACUCCAGUCCUGGGGGGGGCGGUGUGUCUGCAGGUUUAACUCCAGUCCUGGAGGGGGCGGUGUGUCUGCAGGUUUAACUCCAGUCCUGGAGGGGGCGGUGUGUCUGCAGGUUUAACUCCAGUCCUGGAGGGCCGCAGCGUCUGCAGGUUUAACUCCAGUCCUGGAGGGGGCGGUGUGUCUGCAGGUAUAACUCCAGACACUGCGGCCCUCCAGGACUGGACUCUGAGAUGCUUGCUGUAGAACAGGUUUCAUUUGGAACCUAAUUUCAGAAUGGCAAAGUUAUGUAAGUAAUGUAACAUAUUCUUAUCAACUGAAUAGUGAUGUAAAAAGACAUAUUUCCCCUAUGAAUGUGCUUUUGCUGAUGCUUUUGUUCUGGAGGGAGGGAGAAGAGGAGGCUGGGUAAUAUCUGCUGUAUGACUCAUCAUGACUCAUCCUUGUCAUUAUUUUGCGUUUUUAUGGGGUUGGAGGCUUCAACACGUCUUAUUCUCUAAACUUUUCCCCUGAAAUUUUAACUUUUUUUAAACAGAACCCAAUAUUAAGCAAAUGUUUAAUAUAUCUAUGUGUACAUAUGCAUAAGUGGACAUUAGUUUUAUACGUCAUUUUAAAAAAGUACCUCAUUAUGUUUUUACAGAUCUAAGGUUUAGGCAUUUGCAUUAAAGGCUUGUCCCCCAUUUUGAGUCAUAACCCCACGGCAUUGGCUAAAAUGUGUCCUGCACAGCCUGUGGUCCUAUGAGCCAAUCAACGCCAUGGUCACUGCAGCCUGUGGUCCUAUGAGCCAAUCAAUACCAUGGUCACUGUAGCCUGUGGUCCUAUGAGCCAAUCAAUGCCAUGGUCACUGCAGCCUGUGGUCCUAUGAGCCAAUCAAAUUGUGGUUACCAAGUUGGAGCAAUUCUGGUGAAAGUGUCCAGCUUUUGUGUACUGGUUUUGGAUCUUCGAAGGCCAGUGUCUACUUCCACCCAAGUGUACUACUGAUUAGAUGUAAGGACGCAAUGCUUUAAGCUCACCUGUGGACCUCACUGUGUGGGGAAAAACCUCACCUGUGGACCUCACCCGUUUGUCUGUGUCCAAUAACAAAACGCGCUUGAGAAAUGAAAGUGUGUGCAAUCGACUGCGUGUGUAUGCUGUGUCAAACCAAUAAAAUGCUGUGAAGAUCA
Conger conger (European conger) is the source of this 3740-nucleotide messenger RNA. RefSeq names its product connector enhancer of kinase suppressor of Ras 1 (gene cnksr1). The transcript has 21 exons. The coding region runs from base 164 to 2521 and encodes 785 amino acids. The record is from RefSeq and is a predicted model, not a curated record. Gene Ontology annotation, molecular function: protein binding. NCBI's taxonomy places the organism in Eukaryota, Metazoa, Chordata, Actinopteri, Anguilliformes, Congridae.